Molecule: messenger RNA, 1317 nt
Organism: Cyprinodon tularosa
Lineage: Eukaryota; Metazoa; Chordata; Actinopteri; Cyprinodontiformes; Cyprinodontidae
Product: frizzled-7-A-like
Exons: 1
Coding region: 172-1317 (381 amino acids)
Biological process (GO): non-canonical Wnt signaling pathway; canonical Wnt signaling pathway
Cellular component (GO): plasma membrane
Molecular function (GO): Wnt-protein binding; Wnt receptor activity
Source: RefSeq, a predicted model, not a curated record
UCAGAAAAUCAACUAUUUGAAGUUCCUUUGGUUGUUCUUCUUCUAACUUUCCCCUGGAAGUUGGAAUCGUCUGUUUCUGCAUUUGGACCAGGGAGGACAGAGAUCUUCUCUGGAGGAAGAUCUCAGAUUAAAAGUUUCUUUAACUAUUGAUAGGGAGCUGCAUAUUUCUGAAUGCUUCUCCUUCUCUCUCCUCUCUCUGAAUAUUGGGACACACCUGAGAUGAGAAUCUGCAGUUGGCUCUGGGGAACCACCUUCAGCGUGAUGCUCCUCAUCCUUCCUGGAACAGCUCAGUACGAGGAUGGGAGUUUGGUUCCAGGGCGAGGCUCCUGCCAGCCCAUCUCCAUCCCCUUCUGCACAGACAUCGCCUACAACCAGACCAUCAUGCCCAACCUGCUGGGUCACUCCAACCAGGAAGAAGCCGGCCUGGAGGUCCACCAGUUUUACCCACUGGUCCAAAUCCAGUGCUCUGCAGAGCUGCAGUUCUUCCUGUGCACCAUGUAUGCCCCGGUGUGUACAGUGCUGGAGCGGGCCAUCCCGCCCUGCAGGUCUCUAUGUGAGCAGGCUCGGCAGGGCUGUGAGGAGCUCAUGAACAAGUUUGGCUUCCAGUGGCCCGACAGGCUGCGCUGCCAGAACUUCCCUCUCCAUGGAGCUGGAGAGAUCUGUGUGGGUCAGAACACGAGUGAUGCUGAAGGCUCUGCCUCCGAGCUUAUCCCGGCCACAGUCCCUCCCCUUAUAUGGAGCGACCGUCCAUUCUCCUGCCCCGUGCAGCUUCAGGUGCCCCCCUACCUCGGGUACUACUUCCUUGGGGCCAAGAACUGUGGUGCCCCCUGUGAGCCGUCCAAACCAGGUGGACUAAUGUACUUCAGUGAGCAGCAGGUAAAGUUCAGCCGGCUCUGGGUUGGAACCUGGUCCAUUUUGUGCUGCCUCAGCACUCUCUUCACCACACUGACCUAUUUACUGGACAGAGGGAGGUUCCUCUACCCAGAAAGACCCAUCAUCUUCCUGUCUGGCUGCUACUUCAUGGUAGGAAUGGCCUACAGCGCCGGCUUCCUGCUGGGGGACAAGGCGGUGUGUGUGGACAGGUUGAAGAAGGACGGCUACAGGAUGGUGGUCCAAGGUACGGAGCAGGACGUCUGCACUCUGCUCUUCAUUGUCGCCUAUUUCUUCAGCAUGUCCAGCUCCAUGUGGUGGCUCAUCCUGUCCUUCAGCUGGUUCCUAUCUGCUGGGAUGAAGUGGGGCCAUGAGGCCAUCGAAGCCAACUCUCAUUACUUUCACCUGGCAGCCUGGGUGCUUCCAGCGCUGAAGAGAGAGCUCUGA